This is a messenger RNA of Cydia amplana, 3468 nucleotides long. Its product is annotated as zinc finger protein 628-like. Gene Ontology annotation, molecular function: zinc ion binding; DNA-binding transcription repressor activity, RNA polymerase II-specific; RNA polymerase II cis-regulatory region sequence-specific DNA binding. NCBI's taxonomy places the organism in Eukaryota, Metazoa, Arthropoda, Insecta, Lepidoptera, Tortricidae. Gene Ontology annotation, cellular component: nucleus; nucleoplasm. Gene Ontology annotation, biological process: regulation of transcription by RNA polymerase II. The record is from RefSeq and is a predicted model, not a curated record. The transcript has 12 exons. Bases 133 to 3468 code for a protein of 1111 amino acids.
UGACUAUGGCACUAUACAUAUAAUUGUAAAUAGUUUAUAGCGUUUUUGAGUGCGAAAGCCUAGUUAAAUGAGCAGAUUACUUAUUUUAAUUUCAGUAUUUAUGUAUAUUCUAAGUUAAACUAGUAUUAAAUCAUGGAUAUAACACCAAAUGAGUCGUCAAAUCGUGAAUCUUUAGUGCGCUGCCGCGCCUGCCUGUCCACCGAACGUAGACUGUUCAAUAUCCAUGAAUCCAAGCUUACCGACGCCUUUUCCCACAUCUCGGGGACUCCUGUGUACCAGGACCAUCUCCCGCAGUUCUUGUGCACAUUCUGCGGCGCGUUGCUGAUCAAAUGCGCUUCCUUCAGAGAGAUGUGCCUCCGCACACAGCAGACCCUCGUGCCGGAGCUAUACAAGCAAGCGUUGAAUACAGAGUAUAUCCACAGUAUACCCUCCCAUAGCAUCUACAACCUAACUAUAACUACAUUAGAGCCUCAAGAAUGCCUAGACACGGCACCCACUCUACCUGAUGUAGACAUAAAAGUUGAACCUAACAUAGACAUAGUAGACAUAGACAGUAUUAUAAAGAACAAUCUGAAAGUAGAAUUAGAAAAAAAAGAAAUUAAUGAUGACAAAGAUAAAGAUAUAAUAUUUGUGAAAAACGUUGAAAGUGUUAAAAAGAAAAGGAAAAGGUGUACAGGUAAGAAGAAUAAUACAUCAGAAGAUGAAUAUGACCCUGAACUAAAUGACAGAGAUGAUGACAGUAUUGUCAGUUUAGAAGAUAAAACGGAUCUAUAUAUAGAACUUGAUGAUAUUAAUGAUGAUAAUGUAUAUAGGAAAAUAAAUAAAUCUAAAGUGAAGAAAAAAGAAAGAAAAGGAAAGAAGGAUAUUGCAGUUAAAAAUAAUAAAAAAUUGAAAGUUUUACACAAACCCAAAGAGAUUACAAAGAGGACAGGGGCGAAAUAUCCGAGAGAUCCCACAAAUGACAUGCCGCUGUUUGAUUUUGAUAAGUUUGAGAAAGCUCAUGCUGUGCAAAUUGUUACUUUGAGCAAGGAAGAGCAGCUGGAAGAGAUCGCCUCGCGCAAGAAGUCCCGCAACUACCUGGAGUCCCGGUUCCGGUGCGACGACUGCGGGAAAGGCUUUGACGCUGAGGCCGCAUACAACAACCACCUACUGCGACAUAGUCCAAGCAUGGGCCAGCACCCGUGUGAGAUCUGUUCCGUGCGCUUCAAGCUGAAGUGCCGGCGCCAGCAGCACCAGGACCUGCACCGGCUCAAGUUCCUCUGCAAGGAGUGCAGCUUCGUCUCCAGAACCAGGAGUCAAGCAAAAAGACAUCACGCCAUGCACGCAGGCAAGACUUACGAGUGCCAGCACUGCGGGAAGACGUUCAAGAUGAGUUCAACGUACCUGACGCACGUGCGGCGCGCGCACGCCGCGCUGAACGUGGCGUGCGACGUGUGUGGCGAGACCUUCGUAGGGGAAAAGGGGCUCAAACUUCACAAGAAGAGGACGCACUCUGAGAACAUGCCACUAAGGCUCAAAUGCCCUGUCUGCUCAGCUAACUUCAACAGUUUAGAAGCUCUGAACAGACACACAGACACGGCCGGCGAGCACGGAGACCUGCGGCCGUGCGAGCAGUGCGGCGAGAACUGUGCGAGCGAGGAGGCGCUACACAGGCAUGUGGGGGAGGUGCAUCCGUCGGAAUUACGUCGGUGUGAUGAGUGCGGGAUGACGUUCCCCUCUGCGGCCUCGUACGACACCCACCACCGUCGCAAGCACCUGCAGCGGUACAAGGACGGGCGGAACGUCGCACGCAAACGUCGUGUCCCCCGCGCCCCGCCCCCCCGCGGGCAGUUCGUGUGCGAGCAGUGCGGACGCAUACUGCCGGUGUGUACUGUCUCACUCUUACAUACAUCUGCAGCGGUACAAGGACGGACGGAACGUUCAGCGCAAGCGCCGCCUCCCCCGCGCCCCUCCCCCCCGCGGGCAGUUCGUGUGCGAGCAGUGCGGACGCAUACUGCCGGUGUGUACUGUCUCACUCUUACAUACACCUGCAGCGGUACAAGGACGGGCGGAAUGUCGCACGCAAACGUCGUGUCCCCCGCGCCCCGCCCCCCCGCGGGCAGUUCGUGUGCGAGCAGUGCGGACGCAUACUGCCGGUGUGUACUGUCUCACUCUUACAUACACCUGCAGCGGUACAAGGACGGGCGGAAUGUCGCACGCAAACGUCGUGUACCCCGCGCCCCGCCCCCCCGCGGGCAGUUCGUGUGCGAGCAGUGCGGACGCAUACUGCCGGUGUGUACUGACUCACUCUUACAUACACCUGCAGCGGUACAAGGACGGGCGGAAUGUCGCACGCAAACGUCGUGUACCCCGCGCCCCGCCCCCCCGCGGGCAGUUCGUGUGCGAGCAGUGCGGACGCAUACUGCCGGUGUGUACUGUCUCACUCUUACAUACACCUGCAGCGGUACAAGGACGGGCGGAAUGUCGCACGCAAACGUCGUGUACCCCGCGCCCCGCCCCCCCGCGGGCAGUUCGUGUGCGAGCAGUGCGGACGCAUACUGCCGGUGUGUACUGACUCACUCUUACAUACACCUGCAGCGGUACAAGGACGGGCGGAAUGUCGCACGCAAACGUCGUGUACCCCGCGCCCCGCCCCCCCGCGGGCAGUUCGUGUGCGAGCAGUGCGGACGCAUACUGCCGGUGUGUACUGUCUCACUCUUACAUACACCUGCAGCGGUACAAGGACGGGCGGAAUGUCGCACGCAAACGUCGUGUACCCCGCGCCCCGCCCCCCCGCGGGCAGUUCGUGUGCGAGCAGUGCGGACGCAUACUGCCGGUGUGUACUGUCUCACUCUUACAUACACCUGCAGCGGUACAAGGACGGGCGGAACGUUCAGCGCAAGCGCCGCCUCCCCCGCGCCCCGCCCCCCCGCGGGCAGUUCGUGUGCGAGCAGUGCGGACGCAUACUGCCGGUGUGUACUGUCUCACUCUUACAUACACCUGCAGCGGUACAAGGACGGGCGGAACGUUCAGCGCAAGCGCCGCCUCCCCCGCGCCCCGCCCCCCCGCGGGCAGUUCGUGUGCGAGCAGUGCGGACGCAUACUGCCGAACGCGACGUUGCUCCGGUAUCACCAGCGCACGCACCAGGACGUGAAACCGUACGCCUGCACUGAGUGCCCGAAGACAUUCGCCUUGAAAUCUUCUUUAAACUUCCACAUGCGGUCGCACACGGGCGAGAGGCCGUUCCAGUGUCCGCUGUGCCCGCUCGCCUUUACCGUUAAGGCCAACCUCAACCGACACCACAGGACAGCGCACUUGAAGCUGCACCCCCGCAUCCCGUGCUCGAUCUGCGGGCGCGUGUUCACGACCAACUCGUGCGUGCGCGUGCACAUCAACACCGUGCACCACGGCCAGCCCGGGCCCAAGCGGGACCGGCGCAAGCGCAAGAAACCAGACUCACCCUGUACCAUCUCUAGUCUUACACAAUAG